GCCCUCAGUGAUGACAGUACAUUUCCAACAAAGGCAGUUGUGCUGCUCAGUGGUUGUUCUUACUGUUCUGUGCUUUGGGGACACACACACAUUCAGACCAGUAUGACGCUACUGUGGAAGAUCUUAUUGGGAAUCAUUCUCAUUGGGCGACUUGGUCAAGGUCAAGACCUAUUAGAGGAAUCUUUAGAGCAAAUAGCAGUGGAUGAAGGGGCUGAGGAGGAAGGAGGGGAGGUUGAAGAGCCUGAGGGUCCAGGGGCAGAUGUCACUCAACCUGAUGAUAGACAGCCAUGUUCCAUGUGGAUGGGAGGCGUUCCUGGUACACCUGGGCACAGUGGAAAACCUGGGAGAGAUGGCAGAGAUGGGCGUGAUGGACCGAGAGGCGAGAAAGGAGAUAAAGGUGAAGCAGGUGAGAAAGGAGAUCCUGGACAGAAGGGGGAUGUCGGUCCUGCUGGGCUGAGAGGCUUUCCUGGGAACCCAGGUCUGAAAGGAGCCCGUGGGGACAGUGCCUUGUCUUACCAUUCAGCCUUUAGCGUAGGUCUCAGUGAACUUGUUCCCGCCACCAACGUUCCAAUCCGCUUCAACAAGUUCUUCUACAACGACCAGCACCAUUAUGAUGAUGUUUCUGGAAAGUUCCGCUGCAUUCUACCAGGGGUGUACUUCUUCACUUAUCAUCUAACCGUCUACACUAAAGAUGCUAAAGUCAGUCUCUACAUGAAUGACAAGGCUAUCAUGUUCACCUAUGACCAGUACCAGGAAACCAAUGUGGAUCAGGCAUCAGGUUCUGUUAUCUUGCGUUUGGAGGCAGGAGAUGAGGUAUGGCUGCAGGUCUAUGGAGAUGAGGGGUUUGGGGGAGUGUAUGCAGAUAACACCAACGACUCCACCUUUUCCGGUUUCCUCCUGUAUCCUGCAAUUCCUGAUCCUGCACAGAGACGUUGACAAUAUCUUAAAUCAGGGAUGUCAAGCUUAGUUCAUGGAGGCCCACAACCCUGCAGAGUUUAGUUCAACCCUAAUUAAAUCUACACUCUAAAAAUAAAUGCUGGGUUAUUUCAACCCAAAUUUGGGUCAUAUAUGGACAAACCUAACCUACAUUUUAAUUAAAAAAUGUAACUCAGCGGCUGGAUUUGUCCAUAUUUGACCCAAAUUUGGGUUGAAACAACCCUGCAUUUUUUAGAGUGUACGUUUAAUUAGGGUCGAAGCUAAACUCUGCAGGGUUGUGGCCCUCCAUGAACUAAGUUUGAACUAAGUUUGUGUGUUGAAACAGGGUUGGGACUAAACUCUGUAGGACUGUGGUCUUCCAGGAACUGAGUUUAACACCCAUGUCCUAAAUUAAUUAAUUUGGCUAUAUUUAGCAAGAGGAGAUGUGCUUCUGUUUUGCACCAAGCUACAGUUAUGAAGUUCAGCACAGUUUUGCAUGAAAUUUGAAAUCAAUUUGUAUUGAUGUGUUUCAAACGUAAUGAAUCUGCUUUUUUUCUGGAGUGUGAUAAUGAUGUGAAUGUUACAGUGUCUCUGCUUUUCCAUAAUAACUGAGUGCUAAAUGACUCAAAAUUAUUGAUGAGUUGCAGCAAAAUUGUUGAUGAGUUGCAGAGUUUAUAGAGGCUCUGGGUAACUCUCAUAAAAUCAAAGUAAAAAAGUAUCAUUACCAGACCAAGUGGAUAUGUUUUGAAAGGUUUCAUAAACUUUCUUGAUUGUAAUUUAGCACUAAGCAUUCAGCUGUAUCUUGGAUCUUGAUUUCAAGUAUUAUACUGAUACUUUCAUUAUGUUUAGCUGUUCUUAGGUAAUUUAUAUAUUCAUUUAGUAUGCCAAUAAUAGAGCAUAGUCUACAGUGUUAUUCGUUAUACACAUUGGACUUUAAACUCGUAAUUCAAAUGAAAUAUAACAACUUUUAUCAUAUCUUCUGGAAUCUUCUAUGUUCUCUCUAGAAUACUUGACUCUGUUUUAUCAAACGUGCCACUCAGCAGUCAGAUAAGUCAUCAUUUCCAUUGGCUGUAUGCAAAAUCACCCCGUAUUAUCGCUUACUUUUUCACACAUUACUCUACUAAUAUAGUUGACUGAAUAAGUGAAUCAAAAUAAGUGAAUAAAUUCAAAGAGGAAUUCUGUCAGUCCAGUGCAGUGCAUGGGUAUUCCCUAGCCCUUUGAUGCACAAGCUAUGAAAACCCCUUCUAAUGUGCAACAUGGGUCAAAAAUGACCCAUAUUCAUUUCCUAUGUAAUUUCAAUCAUAGUUGAG
Megalobrama amblycephala (Wuchang bream) is the source of this 2225-nucleotide messenger RNA. It is a transcript of the gene adipoqb, whose product is annotated as adiponectin, C1Q and collagen domain containing, b. Bases 103 to 936 code for a protein of 277 amino acids. The record is from RefSeq and is a predicted model, not a curated record. The transcript has 3 exons. Gene Ontology annotation, molecular function: protein binding. Lineage: Eukaryota; Metazoa; Chordata; Actinopteri; Cypriniformes; Xenocyprididae.